UUAGUCUUGCCUAAUCAAGCAUACGCCUUGACUGAAUCACUUAAAAAUACAGAAACACAAAAAAACUAAAAAACUGUUUAACCGCAAUGGCGCAGAGCUCGAAAGAUGCCGCGUUGGCCGAAAUGGAUUUGAUCUUUCUGGACACCAUUCUGCCCAGGUGCUGCAAGGACAUAACCACCACGCAAGCGUUCUUCAAGGACUACACGGCCGAUAAGCCGAAGCGAACCGUCACCGCGUUUCGGAAGCAAACGGAUCCUGCCUUGAUUUCGGGCCAUUACGCGAACAACCUGAAGGUUCGGGGGCAGGAGUUGAAGACAAGGACAUGGCCGCGAUCCAUGGACUGGCGUGAGGAGUACGCCCAGUUCGUCAAGCGCAACAAGUGGUGCAACGAGGAGAUUUACAAGCUCUUCUUCGUGCACCCGCCCGUCGACUACUAUCAAAUCAAGGAAUAUCUGCGGGACCUGCUCAAAACCACGUAUAUCUCGGACUACUCGCCCAACCAGUACAAAUCGCUUAAAAGCCAGCGCAAGCAAAGGGUACGUCUGGAUGCUGACGGCAUUGACUAUCAGACGACCUAUGGCAAUUAUCACAAUCGCAUACAGGAGGAGGAUCCGUUUAAGUCGAACCUCAUUCUAGAACCGGGAUCAAGUGGCAAAAAGAUGGACAUUGACAAAUUCGCCAAAGAGAUGCGCAAACUGUUCACCAAGUACAAUCUUACAACAUAUUACGACACAAUCUGCCUCCCAGCGUUGAUAAAGGCCAAGGAUGGAAUUAUGCCAUCGGGCCCGAUCGAUCGCUACACCCUUCGCAAACAUUAAAUGGAACUCAGUUCACCGCGGUGGAUAAAAAGGGUUCUUAAAAUUGUACUGAUAUAGCAAUUGUGACUAAAUAAAUAGGCAUUACACAUGAA
Messenger RNA from Drosophila subpulchrella, 910 nucleotides. RefSeq lists its product as uncharacterized. The record is from RefSeq and is a predicted model, not a curated record. The coding region runs from base 87 to 818 and encodes 243 amino acids. NCBI's taxonomy places the organism in Eukaryota, Metazoa, Arthropoda, Insecta, Diptera, Drosophilidae. The transcript has a single exon.